UUCUAGUUUCGCUUUCGUUGGAGCGGCCCCAGACCCUCGCCGCGCAGGGACCGAGACUGACGCCAGCUCUGGCCGCCUGGCCGCCCGGUCGCCGAGGACACGAUGGCAAGCGAUCAAGGCUGUGGUGCGGAGCAAGCAGCUGGGGACGCAGGCAGCCCAGAUGCAGUCGAUGCUAAGCCAGACCGGUCCUUCUUUGUCCCAUCACUCUUCAGUAAGAAGAAGAAGAAUGACGCGGGGAAAUCAAUCAAGACCGCCCAGGACCGAGUGCUUACAUAUCAGUAUAACAUGAAUUUUGAGAAGGUGGGCAAAUGCAUCAUAAUAAACAACAAGAACUUCGACCAAAAGACAGGUAUGAGCGUCCGAAAUGGGACGGACAAAGAUGCUGAGGCCCUUUUCAAGUGCUUCAGAAACCUGGGCUUUGAUGUGGUCGUCCAUAAUGACUGUUCUUGUGCCAAGAUGCAAGAUCUGCUGAAGCAAGCCUCUGAAGAGGACCACAGAAAUUCCGCUUGCUUCGCCUGCAUCUUGCUAAGCCACGGAGAAGAAAAUUUAAUUUAUGGAACAGAUGGCGUGACAGCAAUAAAGGACUUGACCGCCCAUUUUAGGGGGGACAGAUGCAGAAGCCUUCUAGAGAAACCCAAACUCUUCUUCAUUCAGGCUUGCCGGGGGACAGAGCUCGAUGAUGGGGUCCAGGCCGACUCGGGGCCGAUCAAUGACACAGAUGCCAAUCCUCGAUAUAAGAUCCCCGUUGAAGCCGACUUUCUCUUCGCCUAUUCUACGGUUCCAGGCUAUUACUCAUGGAGGAACCCAGGAAGCGGGUCCUGGUUUGUGCAGGCCCUGUGCUCCACCCUGAACGAACACGGCAAGAGCCUGGAGAUCUUGCAUAUCCUCACCAGGGUGAACAACAGGGUGGCCAGGCACUUCGAGUCCCAGUCUGAUGACCCCCACUUCCACGAGAAGAAGCAGAUCCCGUGUGUGGUCUCCAUGCUUACCAAGGAACUCUACUUCUGAAAAAAUAACCAUUUCAGGGAUGCGUUCGAGCUGAAAAGCUACGGAUCAUUUGUUCACGAGUCUUUUUUUUUUUUUUUUUUGAUGCUCUUGAAAUACCCAGAAAUUCUAAAGGAUUUUAAUUCAGGAACAUUUAUUGAUUCAACAGGAAAGAAACUUUCUGGUGCUGUCUUACGUUCUUAUGUUUUUGGAGACUUUUUUUUUUUUUUUUAAUAAUGUUACCUAUUUGAUGGCUUUGUAAUUUCUUCUUCAGACUAAUUUUCUGUUUGUAUUUUUCUCCUUGUUGUCCUACUUAGUACAUACAACAGAAACAAGUUCCGCAGACUCUUGGCUGUGUCCAUCAUGAUUGGUGGUGACAUGGCAGACAGGGUCUACCUGGCCAGGAGGGUUCCAGUGCUUGGAAAAAAGCAGCCUGUAUUCACCUGUAUUGCAGAAAAUGGGUAUUGAGUGCGAUUUGAGUGAUUUCUCAUCGGCUUAGGGCAGAUUCUCAUGCAGAACUUCCCAGAUAAGUUAAAGGGGGAAAAAUAUUAAUGAUUCUAAUAUGUCUGUCUGAUAGAAAACAGAAACCAUUCUAGGUAUUUCAAUAGAGGUAAUUUCAUAGAGGAAAUUGACCUACAAAGAUGAUAAAAGAGAAGCCAAAUAAAAGGAAUCUGUGACCACCUAGGACUAUGAAAAGGUGUGGUCUCCUUAAUCCAGAAGCUGGGGUAGCUACCCACAGGAGCCAGCAGUGUGAUGGGGGCUGCCUGGUGAGAGCCAGGACCACCGAGGGAUUGUGGAAAUUGGAGCCAUGGCAGAGACAAAGCCCCUGCCUGAGGUGGGGCAAGACCAGCUGGGUCAGAUAUGGAGAGAUACCCUGGCUUCAUCUCUCCUGCCCUCUAGUCUUCCUCCCGCACCUUACCUGGAAGCCAGAUGACAAGGGCCCUGGGAAACGUGAUUUUCUGCAAAUACAGAGCACAGCAAAGCCUAGUGAGGCAGGACAGGAACAAGAAAUGGAUAUCAGAAUGGCCCAUAAUGUGAAUAUAAGUAAUCCUAUUCCCUGAUGUGCAGCGACUCCUCCCUUCAAUCAUUUAUUCACUGAGUUGUCAGAUAAUCUCCGUAUUGCCCACUAUGUGCAAAAUCUUUUUUUAGCUUUGAAAUCUACCUGGAACUUUUUAGAUUAUUCCAGUCCUUAUUCUGAGUAAAUUCUUUGUUACCUCUAAUUCUCUAUGGGGGAAAAGUUUAUGGCAAAGAUUUUUGCACUUUGUUUUCAAGGUUACCUUUUGAAUUCUUGACUAUUUUAUUCUGGCUUAAUAACUGGUUAACAUACAGAUGUUCAUAUUUAUUGAUUAAAAUGUGAUUGCUUAAUUCCUAA
This is a messenger RNA of Leptonychotes weddellii (Weddell seal), 2356 nucleotides long. RefSeq names its product caspase 7 (gene CASP7). The record is from RefSeq and is a predicted model, not a curated record. Gene Ontology annotation, cellular component: cytoplasm. Gene Ontology annotation, biological process: apoptotic process; execution phase of apoptosis; proteolysis. Gene Ontology annotation, molecular function: cysteine-type endopeptidase activity. Lineage: Eukaryota; Metazoa; Chordata; Mammalia; Carnivora; Phocidae.